AUGACCCUCACGUCUUCGGGUUCGCGGGCUGGAGGCCCGGGAGGCGCGCGGUCCGCGGGCCAGUUCGCCCCCGGGGAGCUGUCGUCUUCGCUGCUGCCCGGGGCAGGCGAGCGGGAGGAGGCGGUGCGCCAGCUGGGAGGGCGGCGCGAAGGCGAGGGAGGCCGCAUGCUUCGCGAAGAGCCUGCAUCCACGGUUCGCGCGCCGGCAGUGACAGCGGCGUCUGUUUUCACGCGGUCUGAGGACGAAGACGACGAUGAGGACGGAGAAGACGAGGGCGAGACGUGGAUCUCUUGGUUCUGCGCACUCGAGGGUCACGAGUGUUUCGGCGAGGUCGACGAGGAGUACAUCAAAGACACCUUCAACCUCUUUGGCCUGAAGCCUAUCAUCGGAAACUACGACGCCGCACUGGACAUGAUUCUCGGCACUGCGCCCGACGAUGAAGACAUCGAUGAGCAACACUUCCUCGAGGUCUACCGGGACGCCAUGGACCUCUACGGCCUCAUUCACGCUCGCUACAUCAUCACCCCGCGCGGCCUCGCCCAGAUGCGCGAGAAGUACAUCGCGGGGCAGUUCGGCGAAUGCCCUCGCGUCCUCUGCGACCGCCAUCCGGUCUUGCCUGUUGGCCUUUCUCCAGAUCUCCGCUCCCACCGCCUGCGGCUGUACUGUCCUCUCUGCCAAGAGGCCUACGAGGUGCGAGAAGGCAGUGAGGAGGCGAAGGACAUCGACGGCGCCUUCUUUGGCCCUUCCUUCCCGCACAUAUUCUUGCAGACCUUCCCCAAUUUGGUCCCUCUUGACGUCCCGGUGCCCUACCAGUCGAAGAUCUUCGGUUUCCGCGUUCACAACAAAAAGUCGAUCGUUCAGUUGAAGCUGGAGCGGGGCGAGUAUGGCAGAGAGUGCGUGCCGGCCUCAGCGGCGGGCGGACGCCCUCUGUCCACUUCGCGGGCCCCAGGCUCGCCUGCUGCUGACGCCGCCCGGAAGGAUCGCGACGAGGCCUCGCCGGCUGGAGCCGAGAAGGGCGAGGACGCGGUCGCAGGCGCGCAGGGGCAGGCUCGCGCAGGGGUUUCGCAGCCCGCGGUUGUCGCGGCGAGCAAGAGCCCAAGCGGCAACUGGGAGAAGACCGGGACUUAA
Besnoitia besnoiti is the source of this 1128-nucleotide messenger RNA. RefSeq names its product casein kinase ii regulatory subunit protein. Gene Ontology annotation, cellular component: protein kinase CK2 complex; cytoplasm. Gene Ontology annotation, molecular function: protein kinase regulator activity. The transcript has 5 exons. NCBI's taxonomy places the organism in Eukaryota, Apicomplexa, Conoidasida, Eucoccidiorida, Sarcocystidae. The coding region runs from base 1 to 1128 and encodes 375 amino acids. The record is from RefSeq and is a predicted model, not a curated record.